AUGAACAACGCCUAUCAGUUGCAAAAUUUCAACAGUGUCCAACACCAAUUCUACUAGUAAGUGGUCGGCGAAGCAAGUGCCAACUCGACACGUUACGAGCGCCAAAAAUCGAUAAUAAGAAGUUGGGCCAAAGGGAUAACUGGUUCUUGAGAAGAGCAAUAACCUAAAUGGACUUUUUAUCAAUUCAGAAGAUUUUUCAGUGAAAUGGUCCCGUUUUCAAGGCAAUAGUGCGGUUGGCAGACAACGUUGAAUGUAUACCGUAGUUAGAUACGCAGGCAGCGGCGCGUUCGUUCGCCCUCCGCCAGACCCCUUGCGACCUCUGCAGAUAGACCGUUCUUGGCCCGUUUUCUUUCUCUUUUCCGGCACUCUCUCAGUUUCCUUGCAUUUUCAGUCUUACGGAUACUUCAGGCGGAUGAUCCGUAGCUGAAUGGUCAGAAGCUGAACAAGGUAUUUCUUAACUUCAACUAUCAGCCCAUUUCAGUCAAAUUCCAUUUUCAGUAUAAAUGCCAAUCGAUCGGUUUAUAUAAUAUCAUCUAAGACACUAAAACUGUGAGGAAAAAAUUUUAUUCAAAUGCCCAUUCUCUGAAGUUAAAAUUUCCAGGCUGAAAAUGACGAUAAGAGUUAAAAAAUAGCUGCCUGGAGCGAAAGAACCUUUCUAUAUGUGAGUAGGAUACUAAUUUUAAUUCUUAGUGAUUAGGGUAGAUAGAAUCCACGUAGACCCGUUGCAAUAAUCAUCGGUCACUUGACUAUCGAUUUUUUCGCAGCCCACCAUCUGGCGUGUAGGUCAUCACAAACCCCUCAAAGAGCAACCCCCAGUCGUGUACAAUCGUUUUUCUUCAUUUCAAUUAUUAUUCUUGAACCUUGUAAAUCACAAGUUGUAAUUUGAAAGUUGUCGAACUCACACAACUGAAAAAUGACUGUAAAACUUUAAUACCUCAAACGAAAAUAUUGAAAUUUUGUAUAAAUGCAAGUAAACUGAGAGCCAAGCUAAAAGACGAGAAAAAGGAGCCAAAGUUCAGCACCGUUUAUUGAAAAUUGUCAAUUUUCAGUGAGGUGAUGACAACUGGUGGCGCUGGUGGCGAGAUGUCGUCGGAAUACAAAGAUAAGCAGGGCGGUGGUGCCGGACAGCCGCUCACCAAGUCAGAAAACAACGACGGGAAGAAGACGUUAACGAACGGAAUGAGCCGAGUUCAUCGGAUACUGACAGACGAGGAAAUGGCGAACGGGAGGACGAUGCGGUGGACCGAACUCGAGAUUCACGGUGCGGAAUUGGGAAGUUCCUGGUUCUCACACAAUUAAUUCAAUUUCAGGCCGAGUAAAGAACCUUUCGCCGUCGCUGUGGAAGUUAACACAUCUUUCGGCCUUGUUUUUGAACCACAACCAACUUUCACGGUUGCCGCCCGAGAUUGCGCAGGUGAGUACUGAAAAUCUGGAACCAAUGUGAUUUCUAGUUUGCUCCACUCGAAUAAAAUAUUAGCGGCGCUUUUCUGUUGUACAUUAUAAAUGACCUAUCAGUAUUCUAAUUGUGUUUCAGUUGACGCAACUGACGAUGCUCGACAUCUCUCACAACAAGCUGCGCUCCCUUCCGGUGGAACUUGGCGACAUGAUCUCGCUGUGCCAUCUCUACCUGAACAACAACCAGCUCCGUGUGUUACCCUACGAACUAGGAAAGCUCUUCCGAGUACAAACGUUAGGCCUCCAAGGCAACCCCUUAUCACCGGAAAUAAGCAAGAUCUACCACGAAGCGGGCGGAGCGCAGAAGAUAUUGCAGUUCCUGCUUGACCAUCUGACAAGUGAGUUUUCUUUCUGAUCUGAAUGCUUCUCAGAAUCGAACUGCGUUUUCCAUCCCUGGAGAGAAAUGGAAAAAAGUAAACCUCUCGGGGAACUGCACAUCCAUCAAUCAUGCACGAGGGAAGGCCUUUUCAGGACUGCCGAGAGCAGUUCCGAUAUUUCCUCGCUGAGAUUCUCUUCCGACCUAGAAUAUGUGAUUUGUGUUGACGUAUGCGUCCAGAAUGACAUUCUCAACUUUCGCUCUUCCGAAUGACGUAAUCGUCGUCUUCGUAAUCGUUUUCUUCUGCAUUUCCUCACUUCAUUAGUCACUAUCAUUCGUCGUUUUCCCACCGUCACUUUCUUUUACCUUCCAAAUGGAAAGCCAAAAAACUUUUUACCACCAUGGCAGGGUGUUUAUGAUCGUAAUCGAAUCACCAGAAGACUCAAGACUGCGACGUUGUAAACCGAGACAGGUGAAAUGUUCCACUGAUUCAAAUAUUAUUGCCGCAUUGGCGAGCGAAAAAACAGUUUUUGAAACGGGUUCUCAACAAGUUCCAUACUAAACCAACAUUACACAUUAAAUUUUUGGAAACCAGACAAAAACUAGCGAAGAAAGGAAUAAUACUAAUAAAGUUACACUCGCAAAGGAAUCACCUGACCUCGUCUUCUUCGUGGCUCUUUCUCGUCUAUUUUUAGUAUUCUAAUGGUUUUGUGAAAUUCUACUUCCUCUUUUCUCAUCGACUUCGUCUCUUGACCUAAUGGACAAAGUCGUUUGGACAGGGAGCCUCGAGCAAGAAAACGACACCAGCCAGGACAGAUGACUUCCGGUGGGGCAGUGCGUGCAAAGAUUUCAAGCACACUAUGCCUUUCACGCUGAUUAACUCUGAAAGUUAAAGUGUAGGAAUGCUGUGGCUUUUCGUGAAGGACACUAGAUGAAGUAGUACAGUAGAAGUCCUUGACUGCCUACUCGUUUAGAAUGUACUCAAGGCAGACAUGUACUCGUUAGCGCAACCGAAACUGCUGAUUGGCGGUUGUCGCCAAUAACAGGUUGAAUAUGAAGUUGACCUUUUCCAAAGUGUGUUCUUUAUUCGCUCAUCCCGUAUCUUGGUACACUUAAGCACAUUCGACCGAAAGUAACGCACGAAUCUCGAGAGAUCAUAGCUAAUGUGCCGGUGUCCAUCCAGUGUCCAUUCUAUAUGAUUUUGUAAAAAACGAAGCGGUGCGCAAGAGUGAAAGGAAGCGCAUAGGCGCAGAAGUGGUGGCGUAGACCACACCGCCAUACGUACACGGUUUUUUGGUUAGUGUGUCUGUGUCUCGUCGGUCCAUUCAGUCCUUCCUUCCUAUGAUCAUCUGUUCUUCUGGCGUCGUCAAUGUCUUCAUCGUCUUACUCUCCCUAUUCUUCCACGGAGGGCUUCUGCCGUUCGUGUCGGAGGACUGAGGCUCCGCCCUCUUUCGGAAGGGUGUCUUCCCUCGGAGGAUUGUGUGUACGCCCUCCUUCGUGUGUUUGUGUGUCUGCAGCAACCGGCGCUGGCGGCACAUUGCAUGAGUUUGAAACGGGAACCAGGCUCCGCCCUCGACUAGCUGCCCAUUUUGAAAUAGAGGUCUUCAUAUUUUCUGGUCCUUCUUCUUCUUCUUCUUUACGUUCCACAUAUUCCGCCUGCUUCUUCCUCCGUUUACUUCAUAUUUUACCCUUGUUAUCUUUACCUUUCCACUGCCUUCUCAGUUCUUUCAUCAAGUUUAUUCGAGAAUGAAGUGCUGAAUUAUGACCGACAUCGGAGAAGGCGAAUCGCCAUCGAGACGAAACUCGAGCGGCAAACGAUUUGUCCGGAGAGCGAGGCGAUGGGCUGAGUUGCAGCAGAAGCGACAAGGCCGUCGGAACUGUGAAGAGUCGGAAAGUCAGCCGAUGCAGUCGGACCUACUCCAACUUCAUCAUUAUAAUCAUGCCGUCUUUCAUCAACAUUCUCAUCAUCGGGGCGGAGUCAAAGAGUACAAUUAUCGUCCACCAGAACCUCCUCAUGUCUACGAUUACGUUGAAAUGGCGGCACUCGGAAGUGGAGUGAUGAUUGUCGACGAGGAUCACAACUAUGAACUGCUGACGCACGAAGAGUCGAGACAGAAGCAGAACCUGGGUCACACUCGGAGUUUCCCAAUUACAAUACUUCAAUCAAGGCGGCAUCACCUUCACGUUCCCUCCGGAUAUACCAUUGCACACGGGUUAAGCAGACAUCAACCUUGCCAACGAACAAUUUCUGACGCUUCAAGUUAUAACCAGCUGAACUACCGCAAUCUUCAUGCUUCAUUCAAACCGUCUUGGUAUGAUUCACAGCAGCCAUCGCCAGCUUCUUUGUUGGAAUCAGCCGACAGUGCUCUAACACUGAUUACCAACGAUCUCUCGAUGACGAGUAUCUCGGAAGCGUCAACGACGUCGCCGAGUUCGAUCUCCAACAACUCCGAGGAGGGAACCUCUCCUCAAAUAGCCAAGUUGUCCACCUCACUUCCAAAAGCGUCGAGCUUUUUUCAUCCUAAUCUUUCGAUGCCACUGUACAUUCCUUCAAAUUUUCCAGGUGAGUAUAAUUUGUUCCCAUGUUUCUGCUGGAACUGGUAGCGUCUAGUGUUCGUUCCUUUCGGAGGCCAGUCACUCAGUUCAACGGCGUAUUUGCCUCAAAAAACGUGUAAACAUCACAACUUUUUGUUCUUGUCAGCACCUUUUCUUGUGUGCCCUGUUGCGAUGAAGUUUGUUUAGUGCUUCUGCAUAUCUGCUCGAGAACUGACUUCUCUUCCUCACCAGUCCCUCCUAAUCUUCUUUUAUUUCUCUGUUUCUUCGCACACAGUUUUCGCCGAUCGCUAUCGUAAACAUGUUCUAUUUUCACUUAUCUAUUUCGAAUGGCGGUUUUUAAUGAGUGGCUGAAAGCAUGAAACAAGUUGACCACCGAAGAACUUUUCCGCUCCGCCCGAAAUGUCCGAAAUGGGAUUGAGCCAACAUGAGAAGAGCGAGAACUGCUAGCAAGCAAACAGCGGACACCGCAGCGAUUUUUGGCGUCUUCUAACUGAGAUUUUCGAGAUGUUCUUCUCCUUCUCUCUCUCUCUCUCGGCUUCAUUUUCAUCUGUCCAACGGUAUCUCUGCGCAUCUUUGGCAUUGAAAAGUUCGAUCGUGCGGCGGUGAUUACGCCAUACUUUGACGUAAAAGCGACAGACGAAAAAGGAGAAGCCGAAAGGAGAAGAAGAAAAAAAAAGGGCGAACGUGUAUACAUUUGUAGCAUAAUGGCAGAAGAGAGACGGAUGGCGGCAGAGCGCGUGGACGACGGUGACGGUAGUCGUGGCAGAAGCAGUGGCAUCGGGGGGAAGUGUGUGUGUUAACAAGUUUUUGUCGCCACUUUCGGACGGUGUCAUCCCUUCUCAUCUUCGGUGUACAUACGGGUGAUGUGUUGGCAGUUAGGGGAGAUGUCAGAGAUUCGAAGAGGAUUAGGACCGACUGUUUUGGUAUUUGAUAUGCGAACAAGCCAGGAAGUGAUUGCAUAUCACGACCAGGUGAUUCGCGAGGAGACAAGCUGUUUUCUGUGAUCCUUCAGCUUAUUUUUAGGGAACACACUUCUUGGAUUUGGUCUAGAUUUUGUGUUCUGAUGUCCCUUGUCCAAUUCACUGAUCUUCAUAGACUUCACAGCUUAUGUUUUCGAUUAUCCCACAAUUUCCAGUUAAAAAAUAUUUGGAAAAUGAGUGGAUUUGGGUGCUAAUGGAUCCGGGCGGUCGCCCAGAUAGACAGCUAUGUUUGAAGCAUCGAAACAAUGAAAAAACGUGUUAUUUACAAAUGAUCCUCUCGGAGUGUUCUCGCAGAGAGCACACUGUGUUGACGACGGCGAGAAGAGUGUUUUGGGACUGGGGGAGAGCGUGUUGGUUGCCCUCCGGUGCACGAUAUGUUUGCACACGGUUUCGGGCGCAAAUUGAUCGUUCGAACAUGGCGCCUGUCUGGGAUGUCCAUGCAAUCAAACACAGAGCCUACAAUAGACCGGUGGGAAAUCGAAAAAUGCUUUUCGUUUUCCUUAGUCCCCCUCAAUCUUGAACCAUUGACUUGAGGAAAGUGAUUUUAGGAACAAAACAGAAGACAAUACGUCUUUCGAGAGCGACGCAUUUCGUUUCCCUCCUAGUUUCCCCGCGCUCUUCCGUGUUUUGCGGUUAGUUGAUUUGGCCGCGAGAACUGAAAAUGAGAAAGAAGAAGAGAGGGACGGCAAGAAGUGCACUUGACACAUUUCGAUGUUGGAUGUCCCUUUUCCCGCGAACAAUGGGCCGGUGACAGCACAGAUGGUAGAAUGAAUGGAUUAACGGAUGCGGGAAUUCAUAAGGGGACUGGACCAACUUCAGAAUUUAUCACGGCUAACUUCUGGAAAUUGACAAAUUAACGCAUUCAGCAGUAAACUUCCGAUGGCGUUCAGUGUCUGUCUGAAAGAGAACAACCGUCAGAAUGACUUGUGACCUAGAAACACUGAUUUCCUCCUAAUGUCUCGCGGAAUCCGCUCAACUAGUCGUAAUGUUUUUUGAGCGGUCAUGAAUAAGUUGUUCGUCUUCUUGCGUACGCGCACGAGCGUUUAGGCGCACAGACGACGUCGAGUCCUCUAAUAUUUGUUUCAAUGGGAAAAAUAGACGGGGGAAUAACCAGAAGACGUUCGUGCUGUUGUCGUGCGUGACAAAAAACGAAAGCGCCGAAAAUAGUUAGGAUGCGCGACAUAAAAAGUUCGAUUCUGGUAACAAACUUGACACCAAUCACAAGGAAUCUAUCAGAAUAUUAUUUUAAUUUUUUCAGUUAACACUCUUCCGCCGCCGGAGCGCAACUGGGUAAUGAUUCGACAUGCGGAUCCGGAACGGCCAAUUGGUGAGUUUUUGGGAAAAAGAGAAGAUUAGAAGGAGUUCUACUCCGGAACCUCGGUGGGAUUAUCCCGUCGGGCGGAAUACUUGAAACAAACAUCACAGAGGUCAUGAAUCGGUUCUGGUUUGUUCCGAGAAAGAGAGAGAGAGAGCAAGUAAACAAUCCUAUUUUCGGAAGCGCCAAUUGAUUAGUGUAAUUUGAAUGGAAGCGCAGCGUUCUGAAAGUUAACGACGCGACUUUUGAAUUGAAGCACUUAUGCUCAUUUCAAUUCAGAUGAUUGCAAAGUCAUUGCAAAGUACUCAUUCUAGUUUUAAUGUUUCUAUUUCAGCCACGUUCACAGUACUCUGCUACAACGUUCUGUGCGACAAGUACGCGACUGUCAACCAGUAUUCGUACUGUCCAUCAUGGGCACUCAACUGGGAAUACCGAAAGAACUCGAUCCUCAAGGAAAUACGAACCUACGAGGCCGACAUCAUCACUCUGCAAGAGGUCGAAACGGAGCAGUUCCGGACCAUGUUCCUGCCGGAGCUCAAACAGCUCGGCUACACCGGAAUAUUCGCAUCCAAGACGCGUGCGAAGACGAUGACCGAAGAGGAACGGAAGUACGUUGACGGAUGUGCCAUUUUCUGGAAAGUGGACAAGUUCGACAUGGACAAGCACAGCACAUUCGAGUUCACUUCGUUGGCGAUGAAGAAGGCGUCGUGUAGUGAGAACAUGCUGAACAGAGUGAUGCCGAAGGACAACAUCGCCCUGUGCGCAGUACUCAGGAUCAAGGAGAAUGUUUAUGCGAACCGUGAGUGCGCAAAUGCAGAUGUGUUCUAAUGUUUGGGAAGAUUUGAUUACAGGACGAAUGACGAUCCCAGCAAAUGACAACGUUGUCGGAAACCCGCUGGUCGUUUGCACUGCGCACAUUCACUGGGACCCCGAGUUCUGCGACGUGAAACUCGUUCAGACGAUGAUGCUGGCGAACGAAGUGACACGAGUUCUGGAGGACGUCUCCAAGAAGUACAAUAUCACGCAACAACAAGUGCCAGUACUCAUAUGCGGAGAUUUGAACUCUUUGCCCGAUUCCGGAGUAUUCGAAUAUUUGUCACGUGGACAGAUCAGCCGGCGGCACAUGGAUCUGAAGGCGUUCCGCGAGGACACUUCACUCGAGAAGUUCACAAACUCAACCGACAAGAACGUGCUCAGUCAUCCGCUGAGGCUCGACUCGGCCUGUGAUACGACUUCCAUACCGUUCACCAACUACACGCUCGACUUCAAGGGAAUGAUCGACUACAUCUUCGCGACACCGCAAUCGCUGGCCCGACUCGGAAUCCUGGGACCGUUUGAUACGGCGUGGAUUGGAAAUAACAAGAUCAUUGGUGAGUUGACUGUGAAAAACACUCUUGCAACUAAUUACCUUUUCUAGGAUUCCCACAUCCACACGUUCCGUCCGAUCACAUCCCAAUCAUGGCUCAGUACGCCAUCAUACCGACGACACACCAAAGACAGCCCCCGCCCCCACAGCAACCGGGCCAGUCGUCGGCCGGAGUCAUCGGCGGCGGGUAUCCGGCGUCACCGGCCCAGAACUCUCUGUUCAGAUGA
Molecule: messenger RNA, 8215 nt
Organism: Caenorhabditis sp. 36 PRJEB53466
Lineage: Eukaryota; Metazoa; Nematoda; Chromadorea; Rhabditida; Rhabditidae
Source: the annotation of a GenBank genome assembly